ACACCAGAUUUUUAUUGUAUACAUACCACACCAUACGGUCGAAGAAUAAAUAGUGUGAGAUAACCUAAAAAAUUCAAACGAAAGUAACCUUUUCAUAACAUUGGUACAUAACCUUCAAGGUUUAUUAAGGGAAAUUUGGAAAUUUGUCAACCGAAGUUGUCGAUGGGUAAUUUCUACACGACAGGCCCCAACAGAGUGAUGGUUUUAUACGGCGGUUGCUGUGGCAAGAAGACCAAAGUGAAGUACAUAAUAGGCGGAUGGACUUGGAAGUGGGCUGCAGCAGAGAAAAUUAAUUACAUUCCACUAGAAAUAAUAAGCGCUCGUUUAAUUUGUAAAAACGUGAUGACAGCAAUGGGAGUUCCAAUUACGGCAACCGGAUUGGCUCACUUUAAAGUGAUGAGUGCAAGGGAAAUGUUGCCUAUAGCUGCCGAGAGUUUUCUGGGGAAAUCUAAGGAACAAAUCCGCCACACAAUAAAAUUAACAUUGGAAGGACACCUGCGAGCAAUUCUGGCCACGUUAACUGUGGAAGAGAUUUUCAAAGAGCGCUACCGAUUUGUGGAUCUAGUGCUGGAGAUUGCCAAACCCGACGUGGCUAAAAUGGGUAUUGAGAUCGUGUCGUUCACGAUCAAUGAGUUGAGGGAUGAGAAUAUGUACAUGCAGUCUCUGGGGAGGAAGCAUGUAGCUGUUGUGAAGAGUGCGGCUGCUAUCAGAGCGGCCGAGUGCGAGAGAGAUGCCUGCAAAGCCGAGGCUGAGUGCCACAGGGAGACAGUGGAGGCUUGUAUGCUAGCAAGGCUGAUAUCGCGAAGAGAAAGGAAAAGAUGUAUGCUUGAAAAGAUGGUUUACGAACAGCAAAUAAACCGAGCAAAAGCAGACGUGGAUCUCGCUUACGAGCUGCAAGUCAUCCGAGUGAAACAGGAGAUCGAAAAAGAAACGAAGAAAAUUGAUGUAAUUGAAAGACAGAAAAUGGUCGAAAUAGAGAACAAAGAAGUGGUGAAAACAGAAAAAAUAUUGUUAUCCGAGGUUCAACUUUUAGCUGCAGCUGAGAGUUAUAAGAUUCAAACAAUCGCCGAAGGGAAAAGAAUUGAGUCAAUUAAACUGGCUGAGGCGGAAAGUGAGAGAAUUCGUCGGAUUGGAUUAUCCAUGGCUGAAGCGUCGGAGAAAUUGGGAAAGGCAACUGCGUUGAAUAUGAAAUUGAAGGCCGAGGCUUAUAAGAAAUUCGGUCGAGCUGCGUUGCAAAAUAUCGCGUUGAACGCUAUUCCAAAGAUAGCAGCCGAGGCUUGUUAUCCUCUAUCAAACGUGGCCAACAUUGUGAUGCUUGAUAGUGGGGAAGUUGCUUGAAAUCCUGUUAGAAUUUCAACGGUUCCUACGUUAUUAAAGCAGUUCAUGAAAGUGAUUUAUUUUUAUGACGUUAACGCUUUCGAAAAACACAAUAAUAUUGAUGAGCAUUGAACUCGUUUGGGAAUAUUAGAUGUUUUGACCAAAAAUAAUACAUUCAACUACAAAAAAUACCUGAUUUUUUCCAAUAAUAUUUCAGUCGAGGUAUAACUUAUAACAGUUACAAUGCUUUAAUAUUUUCUACAAUUGUACAAAAACUAGGUCUAAUUUUGUAAUAUAUUUAAUUCCAGUACAUUGCAACCCUGAUAUGGAAGACUUUGCGUUGAUUGUUGUUCACUUUAUCUAGUUGAGAAAGUUAUAUAUCAGAAUGAAAAAAAUAUAUAAUAUGCUCAAAACCUAUAUUUGGGCAGUUCCUCCCUAUCAAGCCUGUGCACACCACUGCAGUUUGCAUGAAGGCGACGAUUUCAACCAUUUAACCAAGGGUAAAAAGUUUUCUCGUCGCUGUGAUAUGAACAAAGAAAACUUUGUCUAUGGCUUCAGACAGAUGAGACGUUAUACUUCUCUGUUUUAUGUCCCACAUUGCAUUCAUUAAUCCCAAAAAGCAAUAAUAUGUCGGGUGAAACACAGAUUUGAGUAUACAUUUUAUGUGAUCCCUACAUGAAUUCCAUUAAAGAUUCUUUCAGUC
Molecule: messenger RNA, 2020 nt
Organism: Nilaparvata lugens (brown planthopper)
Lineage: Eukaryota; Metazoa; Arthropoda; Insecta; Hemiptera; Delphacidae
Product: flotillin-2
Exons: 2
Coding region: 163-1338 (391 amino acids)
Biological process (GO): protein localization to plasma membrane; regulation of myoblast differentiation
Cellular component (GO): plasma membrane
Source: RefSeq, a predicted model, not a curated record